Punica granatum (pomegranate) is the source of this 606-nucleotide messenger RNA. The record is from RefSeq and is a predicted model, not a curated record. NCBI's taxonomy places the organism in Eukaryota, Viridiplantae, Streptophyta, Magnoliopsida, Myrtales, Lythraceae.
AUGGCCGCCAGCAUGGCCGAGAUGAUGGCCUUGCUUCGGGGCCCGACUCGCGCAUCUUCGAGCUCCACCCCGCCUCUCGCACACGGGUCAACGGUUGACCCAGCUCUUUGGGUCCUGCCGACCCAUGUACCAAAAAGCAAUGUCAUGGCCGCCCCUGCGCCAACGGCCGUCCAGGCGCCCGUCCUUCCCUCGACGCACAUACUGGCAGUCUAUCCGAUUGACACCCUCCAAUCGCAAUCCACCAUUCCUGCGGCCAUAUCGCUUCCGCCGAUGACAAUUCUAGCACCAGAUCCGACUAUGUUCGCACCGCCUUUCGUGUCCAUGCCGGUCCCAGUCAUGAUCUACACAGUUCCUCCGCCGAUGGUCUUCUCGGCGUCGAGCGCCCCUGCUCCUACCCAAACUACUGAGCCUUUUCCUUUCCCAACUCUACAAUCCCACAUCGGCCUCCCCUACCAAGCACCACCUCCCAUAAAUAUCCCUUUCCCUGAAUCGGGCACACCGACCCACGCGGCCCCAGUAGCUCCACCCUCAAAUAUCCUCCUCGAGGCGGAGACCGAGCAGAAGAGGAGAAUGAAGAAGAUGGAGGAGACUAUCGGGACUCUUUAG